UGGCUCAAAAUCCAAAGACAAACUCAACCAUUUUUCCUCACCAUUGAGUAUUAGCUAACCGUUCUUCUCUCUCUCUCUCUCACUCUCUCUCUCUUUCUCUCUCAAGCUAAUCAGAGAUGGCAGCUCCCAUCGUCGACGCGGACUACCUCAAGGAGAUCGACAAGGCUCGCCGCGACCUCCGUGCUCUAAUCGCCUGCAAGGACUGCGCUCCCAUCAUGCUCCGCUUGGCGUGGCACGAUGCAGGGACUUAUGAUGCGAGCACAAAGACUGGUGGACCUAAUGGCUCCAUAAGGAACGAAGAAGAGUACUCCCACGGAGCCAACAGCGGCUUGAAAAUCGCUCUUGAUUUUUGUGAGCAAGUGAAAGCUAAACAUCCUAAGAUUACAUAUGCUGACCUGUAUCAGCUUGCAGGUGUUGUUGCAGUUGAGGUCACUGGAGGCCCAACCAUUGAUUUUGUUCCUGGUAGACGAGAUUCAAUGGUUUCUACCAAGGAAGGACGAUUGCCAGAUGCGAAACAAGGUGAUACUUACUUUUUGAAUUGUCUGUAGCUUAAAAUUAUGAAGGUGUUUGUGGUAAAGGAUUUUCAGUUUUCUCUUUGCUUGAUAUCAUGUGUCACAACUAGUUCAUAGCUCUUGAAAAGAUACAUAUCCAGAAGAUUUGGUGGUCCUGGAUGAUGCACAUACAUAUUUGUGGUGUAGUGAUUGUUCCAAGUAGAAAAUGUGUGUGAGAAUGCUUCUCCAGGUAUGGUAAUAAGCAUGACGUUCAAUUAGGUUAAUGUCAACAGUUCCAGGUCAUCACUUGGCUGCUUUCUGCAGUUUCAGUUUCUGCUGGAUUUGUCCUAAACUCAUGGACUAGAUUAAAACAUGACCAUUUGGUUUCGUAGUUCCCUGAUCAUAAGCUGAAUGCCUUUUUAAGAAUGUUUUAUCAUUGAGGCGCUCAGUGGUGUAGCGGAGAUUUGCAUGCAUAUCUUUUGACAUGCCUUUGUGAAGCCACGGGGCAGAUUCUCUGGAAUCUCUCUAGCAAACUGCCACUGUGCCUCUUACUACCCCUCCACUUAUGCUGGAUGUUAGGAGCAUCUUCAUUUGUAGGCAUCACAUCAGCCAGCAGGCUAUAUCUCUUAGAGGAUCAGUUGUAGCAAUUACCCGCAAGCCUAUGGGAUAGUUGAUGCUUCCAAGUUCUCUGAAUGGAACUUUUUGAUCUGGGUUUGAUCUUUGUAAAGACAAAAUUCUGAUCACAAAAAAAAAAAUAAUAAUAAAUAAAGAGUUAUCUUCAAGAAAAAUAAAUAAAUAAAUAAAAGAAAGAGAUAAGCAAACAUGGAACCUAUAAUAUCUCUUCUAAGAAGGAAACUAUAGUAUCUUUUUCUCAAGCACUCUUGUAAUUUCUUAGUACAGCCAUAAAAAGAUUGCAAGACAACAUGGAGUGCAAAAAUAAAAAAAUAGAUAAAAGAAAGAGAUAAGCAAACAAGGAACCUAUAAUAUCUUUUUCUCAUUCUUAUAGUUUCUUAGUGCUGCCAUAAAAAGGUUGCAAGACAACACGGAGUGCUCUUAAAAACCUGUAAAAGCUGAACUGAGGUUUGCUUUAAUUUUCAAGUCUUCAUUUGUUUGGUUUUGGUGAUAAAAGAAUGUCUGCUUUCCUCUCCUUUUCUCUAUAAACUUGUUUGUGGGAGUCUCAUGACUCGAGUGAAUUGUUUGAAGGUGGGCAUUGUCAUGUAUUUAUGUUGUUGAUGGUAUCAUGU
This is a messenger RNA of Carica papaya (papaya), 1735 nucleotides long. Lineage: Eukaryota; Viridiplantae; Streptophyta; Magnoliopsida; Brassicales; Caricaceae. The record is from RefSeq and is a predicted model, not a curated record.